Messenger RNA from Ambispora leptoticha, 501 nucleotides. NCBI's taxonomy places the organism in Eukaryota, Fungi, Glomeromycota, Glomeromycetes, Archaeosporales, Ambisporaceae. The record is from the annotation of a GenBank genome assembly.
AUGAAUGCACCAGAUCGAUUCGAGUUGUUCAUUCUUCCUGAUGGCGUUAAAAAAAUUUCAUAUGUUCCGGACCCUAACGUUGAAAAAGCGGCAACGUUCACGAUAGAAAAAGAGGAUCACACAAUUGGAAACUUAAUCCGAUAUCAACUUUUAAAAGAGAAUCAAGUCACAUUCGCCGGUUACAAAAUGCCACAUCCGUUAGAACAUCACGUAACGGUAAAAGUGCAGACUGUCAAAGAGACUGCUCCGGAAACUAUGAUGGCUAAGGCGCUUAAUGAUUUGAUUGGGUUGACUGGACAUUUAAGACAAAAAUUUGUGGAAGAAUUAGCUAAAGCUAAAGCUGCAAAUAUAAGCGGUGAUACUCUUCUAAUCCCGGAUCAUGAUUCACUUCAUCACCCCCAUCAUCCACAACAAUCAAUGCCUCCGACCUUGUCUGUCUCGUCGAAUAUUACCGGUGGAUCCGUGGCUAAUUUGCAACAGCAUGUAGAUAUGGACUUUUGA